Saccoglossus kowalevskii is the source of this 1542-nucleotide messenger RNA. RefSeq lists its product as uncharacterized. The record is from RefSeq and is a predicted model, not a curated record. Lineage: Eukaryota; Metazoa; Hemichordata; Enteropneusta; Harrimaniidae.
AUGUCGUGGAGAAUUGUAGGCGUGUGUAAUGGACGUUGUGAGAUUGUAGACGUGUGUAAUGGACGUUGUGAGAUUGUAGACGUGUGUAAUGAACGUUUUGAGAUUGUAGACGUGUGCCAUGAACGCUGUGAGAUUGCAGACGUGUACAAUGGACGUUGUGAGAUUGUAGAAGUGUGGUUUGUAGACGUGCGUAAUGGAUGUUGUGAGAUUGUAAACGUGUGUAAUGAACGUUGUGAGAUUGUAGACGUGUGUAAUGGACGUCGUGAGAUUAUAGACGUGUGUAAUGGACGCUGUGAGUUUGUAGACGUGUGUUGUAGACGCUGUGAGUUUGUAGACGUGUGUAAUGGGCGCUGUGAGUUUGUAGACGUGUGUAAUGGACGUUGUGAGUUUGUAGACGUGUGUAAUAGUCGCUGUGAGUUUAUAUACGUGUGUAAUGGACGUUGUGAGUUUGUAGACGUGUGUAAUGGACGCUGUGAUUUUGUAGACAUGUGUAAUGAACGUUGUGAGAUUGUAGACGUGUGUAAUGGACGUCGUGAGAUUAUAGACGUGUGUAAUGGACGCUGUGAGUUUGUAGACGUGUGUUGUAGACGCUGUGAGUUUGUAGACGUGUGUAAUGGGCGCUGUGAGUUUGUAGACGUUUGUAAUGUACGUUGUGAGUUUGUAGACGUGUGUAAUAGUCGCUGUGAGUUUAUAUACGUGUGUAAUGGACGUUGUGAGUUUGUAGACGUGUGUAAUGGACGCUGUGAUUUUGUAGACAUGUGGAAUGAACGUUGUGAGAUUGUAGACGUGUGUAAUCGAGGCUAUGAGAUUGUAGACGUGUGUAAUGGACGUUGUGAGAUUGUAUACGUGUGUAAUGGACGUCGUGAGAUUAUAGACGUGUGUAAUGGACGCUGUGAGAUUGUAGACGUGUGUUGUAGACGCUGUGAGUUUGUAGACGUGUGUAAUGGACGCUACAUGUGGAAUGAACGUUGUGAGAUUGUAGACGUGUGUAAUCGAGGCUGCGAGAUUGUAGACGUGUGUAAUGGACGUUGUGAGAUUGUAUACGUGUGUAAUGAACGUUGUGAGGUUGUAGACUUGUUUAAUGGACGCUGUGAGAUUGUAGACUUGUGUAAUGGACGUUGUGAGUUUGUAGACGUGUGUAAUGGACGUUACGUGUGUAAUGAACGUUGUGAGAUUGUAGAAGUGUGUAAUGAACGUUGUGAGAUUGUAGACGUGUGUAAUGGACAUCGUGAGAUUGUAGACGUGUGUAAUGGUCGCUGUGAGUUUGUAGACGUGUGUAAUGGACGCUGUGAGUUUGUAGACGUGUGUAAUGGACGCUGUGAGUUUGUAGACGUGUGUAAUGGACGCUACUUGUUUAAUGGACGCUGUGAGAUUGUAGACUUGUGUAAUGGACUAUGUGAGUUUGUAGACGUGUGUAAUGGACGUUGUGAGAUUGUGGACGUGUGUAAUGGACGUUUUGAGAUUGUAGACUUGUGUAAUGGACGCUGUGAGUUUGUAGACGUGUGUAAUGGACGUUGUAAGAUUGUAGACGUGUGUAAAUGA